CCGCGAUUAGCCGCUGCGACCGGCGUCGGUCCGAGACGGCCGCGCGAUCAGCCAAUAAUCAUGGCGCGCGCUACGUAACCAACUGUUUGCGACCGCUCCGCCAUGUUGUGUAUGCAGCGCGGGUCAGUGGCGCGUGUAUAUGGGUCUUUCGUGAACAUUUUCUCUCUCGCGUCAAACAUUGAGUGUGCAUGAAUUUCCCUGUCUGAUUAACGGGGCAUAUCGCGCGCGCAUGAUGGAUCCGUCUAAAUUGAAAGUGGUGGAGUUGCGAGCCGCGCUAGGCGAGCGCGGCCUCGACACCAAGGGCAACAAGCCAGUGCUCGUCGAGCGGCUACGCAAGGCUCUCGAGGAGGAAGCAGAGGAGUAUGAUCCAGCUUUUCACACAGAGAGUAUUAGUGAUACAGCUUUGAAAGAGACACAAGAGAGAUCGUCGCAAUCACCGAGAACACCUAGUAGAGCAUCUAGGAGUUCCUCGAUGACGACUCCAACAAAAAUUUCCACGAGAAACGCAUCAAAAGCGUCUACUCCAAUUUCUUCAAAGCAAUCUACUCCGGUCAAAUCUCAAUACGAUGAGAAAGCAUACGAGACAUUAAUUUCGGAAUCUAUCUCCGAAGAAGCUAUACAACAAGAGGAAAUGUCAAAAUUGUCUCCUGAAAAGUAUAGAGAAGAGCAAGAAGAGGAUGCGUCAAAUAUUCUUCAGAACAAAAUUUAUUCUUCUGAUAAAUAUGAGGAGGAGGAGGAAGAAGCAAAGCGUGUUAAUAUCUUAGAAGGUAAUAAGUAUCGAGCAAAUAUUCUCCAAGUACCUGUGACAGAACCGUCUGAAAAACCUAGUACAAUUGCACGCAUAGAUCAAUUUUCUAUAUCUCGAGGAGAUCAUGAAGCAAAGGGAUCUAGUAUAGAUGAAGAUGGCAAAAUUCAACAGCUGACUGCCGAAGCAAAAGCUAUUACUAAACUGGAAGAAAAGACAGAAAUUAAAGAUGAAGAUAUCGGUAAAAUACAAGAUGCUUUUGAGAAAAGCAUUAAAGAUAAAAUUUCAAUUGAGAAAGAAAAUGUUGAACAUAGAGAGGAUAAGUAUAACAUUAAGGAUAAUACAGACAUUCCGGAAGUUGAACAACCAACACAUGUGAUACCUGAUCAGGUAGACAAAACAUGUGAAUUAAAGCACGACGAAAAGACUAUUCAUGAUGAUUAUACAGUGCAAGAUGAAAAAAUGGACAUUUCAGUUAAUGUAGAAAACUUAAAUGAAAAAAAUGAUGAUAUCGACAUUUCACGAGAUAAGCAGGACUCAAAAAUAGGCGAAAACUAUUUCUUGAAACAAAAAGCCACAUUAGAUGCAGAAGGAUCAAAGCAAAUGGAAUGCAAUGACAGAAAAAGGAAAAGAUCUCCUAGCCCAGCAGAAGUCCAUCAGCUAUCUCCUGUGCCACGGAAAACCGAGGAUGAACCAGAUCUUGACGAAUCAGUUGUAAUUUUAUCAUGGUAUGAUUCAGACUUGAAUUUAGUGAUCGAUAAAGAUGGAUUUCUCUCUGCUACACCUAUGCACGAUGGUGAUCUUUGUGACAUGUGGGCUGGUGCAAGAGCAUCUCACGGUGUCUUAAAUGGAAAGGUCUAUUUUGAAGCCAGAAUCACACAACAUUGUCCUACUACCACAAAAGACGAGAAACACUCGCAUAUGCUUAGAAUUGGUUGGUCAGUAUCCUCCUCGUCCAUGCAACUUGGUGAGGAAAAAUUAAGUUACGCAUAUACGAGUGCUGGACAGCAGGGAACUGACAAGAAGUUCACAGACUAUGGGUCCCCAUUUGGCAAGGACGACAUUGUAGGAUGUUAUCUUGACAUGACGCCUGAGAAUACCGUAGAAUUGUUUUACACAAUAAAUGGCAAAAACAUUGGAUCUGCGUUUAGUGUUUCCAAAGAGGAACUUGGCGAUCGACCGUUGUUCCCACACAUUUUGAGUAAAAACUGUACAUUUGCCUGCAAUUUUGGCCAAGAGGAGGCAUGGUGCGAGCAAAUUUCCGGAUACAUUUUAGUGGGUAACAUCGAAUCCAAGGACAAAAUUGCAGGUCCGCGUAGGCCAGAUGAAAAGGCAGAUUGCGAAGUGAUAAUGAUGUGCGGUUUGCCCGCGGCUGGAAAAACUACUUGGGCAAGGAAGCACGCGGCCGACCACCCCGAUAAAUUAUACAAUAUCUUGGCACUCCAUAAUUUGGUUGAGAAAACUGGGGAUAUCGCUGUGUCAGAUCAAGAGCAAAACAUUUGUCAGCGAGAAAUUAUCGAUAGAUGCAACCGCGCACUCGAUCAACUAAUCGACGUGGCAGGUGGUAGAAGACGUAACUAUAUAUUAGACCAGAAGAACAACAUAUAUUCUUCCGUACAAAGGCGUAAAAUGCGAAAUUUCUGCGGGUAUCAACGGAAAGCGAUUGUUGUCAUACCGAUGGACGAGGAGUAUAAUCAACGUUUAUCCAUGCAGAAUACAAACGAAGAAAAUUCUUCAGAAUCCAAUCUUACGGAAAUGAAAGGAAAUUUCACUAUACCUUCGGUGGGAGAGUUUUUCGAUGUAGUGGAGUGGAUCGGUCUUGGCGAGGAAGAAGCUAAGAAACUCGUUGAGAAAUACAAUAAGGAAGGUAAAGAUGCUGGAUUCAGUCAACAGUCUGCGGCAAAACGACCGCGUUUUGAUAAGACUGAGGGUAAUAAAGAAACGCGUGAUUCUCGAAACAGCCGAGAUACUCGAGAUCGAAGAAAUAAUUAUCAAGAUAGAGGUCGCAAUCCUUCUUGGCGCGGCGGUAAUAUGGGCGGUUGGAGAGGAGAGAGACCGCAAAGGGGUGGUUACAUGAGGCAUACCGGUGGCUAUGGCCCCCAUCCUGUUCCGUGGAGACUACGAGGACGAGGUGGACCUGCGAUGGCACGAGGAACAGACAGAAGAAUGAGUGGUGGAGUUGAUAGGAGACAAGGAAAUGACAGAAACCGAUCGGUUGCGCCCAGACAAGGUGGUUGGGGCCCUAUGAGCGGGAAUUAUCAAGGAUCACAACAGUCGAGUUGGGGUCAACAGGACAAUUGGUCGUCAGGAAGCCAAGCUACGGGAAACUGGAAUCAACAGAGUGGUUGGGGACAACAACAGUGGGGAGGCGGUUGGAAGGGAUAUGGCCAAAGCACGUACGGUCAGGCAGGAUACAAUCAACAUGGAUACGGCAACGGUAAUUGGAAUAGCUGGAAUCAACAGUAUUACAACAACCAGUAUUGGGGUCAACAACAACAGAGUGGGCAGACUACUGCAGCUGGCGGCCAAGCUGUAAGCAAACAAUAAUCCACCACCGUAAAUGUUACGAGAACGGAAAAUAAAUGUAAGGAGAUUACAAGUGAAAUGGUUGCAACGACUUCUACCAAUACGGGCGCAGGAUAUACUUACUCGCAAGGAUAACAGACUUUUACGCGAGGACGCGCGUACCCGUUCUAAGUACUACGACAGCAACCACCACGCAACAGUCUCAUUCACAUAAGUAGAGGAAAGAACUUAUACUAUACACGUUAUAUACAUUACGGUAUAUGAAUAUACAUACACAAACACACAGACAGACACACACACACACAGACACACACACACACACACACACACACACAUAUAUAUACAUGUAUAUAUACAUGUAUAUAUGUUUGACAAAUGUUUGAAUUUUUUUUGCGUUGUCAUACAUAGAAUGUUACAUCGACAUAACAGCGGAUAUAGACAGCAUUGCGCUUUCUUAGCUCCGACAAAGAUUCGCACGAUCUUUUUUCAUCUCCAUGCGUAAGGAUAUUACAAAACAUUAUAAAAUCGCAACUUGCGUCGCGACAAUGCAUGUGAGAAAAUCAAUUUUGAAAUAUAAUUGAUAUAUUAAUGAAUUUCUCAAUUCUUACCGGAAACACAGGUCUAAUAAUAUAAGUGCAUUAACGGUAAUGUAACAUUCGCGAGAAAGAAUAUAACUUUUUAUCGCAUCUUAAAAAAAAAAACUAUAAGGAGAAAAGGUAAGAGGAAGAGUACUACGUAUGGGUACAAACCACGCAAGUAGUAUUAAAAGAAAAGAUAGCAAUCACUCUCAAAAGCUCGUGUAAAUAUGUACAGAUCUAAAGUAUAAAGAAAUUACGCAGAAAAAUAUCGAUCUAUUUAUACAUUGAGUAGAUGUAGCGAAUUCGCUUGAAUGCAUCAGUGCACAUUAAAAACUGUGGUAUGCAAAUUGACAUUUUAUUUGGUAUAUAAUAAUGUAUGCAAAAAAAAGCAACAGUUAAACUUCAGAGUUUCUGAAACUCAAUGUAAGUUAACUGUACUGUUUGGUGUAUUAUUUGUUGGCCAUUUCAUUGAUUGCUUAUUUUACAGUUAUCUUGAGACAUAUUAACGUGCGACAAGCUUUAAUCUGCACUAGAGAAUUCGCUGAUAGUGAAACUUUUAGCAGUGCCCUUUUAGAAAGAGAAAAAAAUAUACAAGAAAAAAUAUAUAUUGUAUAUCGUUUAUCCCUAUUCUUAUCUUUCUACACCACCGAGAAUGUAUAAAGAAGAAAAAUAUUAUGGCGCAAAUAAAUUAUUCUUGGACACACGUUUUAUACAUGCAGAUUUUUCAUUGCACAACACGACACGAACGAGGUCUUGCUAUGAUAAUUAACUUGAUUUAUUAAACAGUUUGAAAUAUUUGUAUCUUCUAGUUACACACAGGAAUAGAACACUUUCUCUAGUACUAUUUACCUGCGUAAAUAUGAUUUUGCUGAUUGUAUACUUUUUGAAUGUAUUGCAUGACAGAAAACGACAUUUUUUCUGUAUAUUUAAUUUUGCACAUUGGUCUCGGCUGUCUAUGCGAUAUUCAAUUUAUGAUGUAUUUGUUACCCUACGUACUUCCUCUGCUAGAACAAUUCGAUUCCUUUAUCCUCGCUUGAGGAAAUAAAGAACGAAUGCCUCACGAUUCACGAUGUCUAUCUCAGCCGCACCUUAUCAACAUCUCUUUACAUCAAUUUUGAGAAUAUCACGCGAACCAGUCAGUGUUUACGUACAAAUUCACGAUUAAUGAAUCAAAAAUUAUACGAUUUUGUGAUGAUAAAUGUAACUUGCAUCAGACAUUUGCAACGCAAAUCAUCUUUUGUCGUAAUUAAAAGAACGAAUAUUUGAAAAAAAGCGAACAAGGCAGAUGAUUCCCAUUUCUUCUCACGAUACUUUAUAUUCACUCGUAAGAAAAAUUCUUUUUUCAUGUUCAGAGAAUGAUUGUCUCAUUAGCUCGUUCUUUUCUCCGUACGUAUUGUACAGCGUAUGAUGUUCCGAGCUAAAGUACUUCUGUGUGAAAUGGAAAAUAAUUUAAGUAACGAUUAAGUGUAGCGAUACGCAAAGUUAAAUAUAAUUAAGAGAUAUUAGGAGAGACGAGAGAAAGAGGGAGAUCAGCUAUUUUUUAAGAAAUAAUCAGGAGCUCUAUUUAACCUACACGUAGCGUAUGCUAGUACCUCUGUGUUACCAUAAGUGAAGAAGAAUAAAAAAAGAGCCACAAUAUUGUGGCCUGCAUUGUGUAAUGACGAUAAUCACGCAUAGUAAUUUCUUUUCUAUAUGAUGCAAAAUAUAAUUAAUGCAUAACCUGUAAACUUAAUUGUUGACACAAAAAUGUACAAACAUAUUCAUAAAAAUAAAAGGGUUCUUCUAUUUA
Wasmannia auropunctata (little fire ant) is the source of this 5638-nucleotide messenger RNA. RefSeq names its product heterogeneous nuclear ribonucleoprotein U. The record is from RefSeq and is a predicted model, not a curated record. Bases 230 to 3292 code for a protein of 1020 amino acids. Gene Ontology annotation, molecular function: protein binding. Lineage: Eukaryota; Metazoa; Arthropoda; Insecta; Hymenoptera; Formicidae. The transcript is spliced from 10 exons.